AUGCGAGGAGUUCAAAAUACUGAGAAUGAAUCCAAUCUUUUUGCUAGUAUAGUUAGCAGUGAAUCAAGGCGUUUUCAUUCAUUAUAUGAGCGUUCAGAACAAAUAUUUUCAAGAUUAAAACAAAUUGAUAGAGAAUUUGAUGAAUGGACAGCUUUGGCACAGGUAAAUCUAGAAGAGUUACUUGAACAACAUUUAAAAGAAGCUGAAGAUUGGGAACGUCAAUUCCGUGUUAUUCGCCUUAAACAGCGCGAACUCGAUCGCAUCCCUAUGGAAAUUUGUAUAGAAUGUAUUCAUGUCUCGACUAAUGGGGUUCGAUUAUUGGCCAAUGAUUUGUUGAGAAGGUACAAGUUGAAAUAA
Molecule: messenger RNA, 357 nt
Organism: Meloidogyne enterolobii
Lineage: Eukaryota; Metazoa; Nematoda; Chromadorea; Rhabditida; Meloidogynidae
Source: the annotation of a GenBank genome assembly